GGAUGAAGUCAAUAGAAGUGUGUGGAUCGCGCCGAGGAGUGAGAUAAAGUGUGAUUCAGGCGCGCGCCCGGAAGGUUUAAACGUAAACAAAUAUCGCCCGCUAGCUAAGGCUGUUAAAGGCAUAGCUCUCAUAUAGUAUUAUCUCGAGGGAUGGCUUUUCUGAGAUCUGUAAUACUAUGUAGCUUGUCGCGAAAGUUACGGAAAACGCUCCACAACGGCAAUGGUAAUUCCUCGUUAGUUCGGUUGUCUAUACCAGCACAUUCACUUGAAACACCAAAAUUCAAAUCUACGCACGCUGCGAGUGCAAUUGGUUUCGACACCGAUGUCCAGAAAUCAGAAAGCCAAUAUCCGAAAGAUCCAUUGGACCUCGCUUUUGAAGAUCCAGAGGCAUCGUUCAAGAGUAAAACCACAUGGGAAGUGCUACGAGCAUACAUUGUCUACACGUUAUGUACUUCGGAAUACCUGGUCGAAAAUAAUAUGAAGCUAAUGAAGAUCGCGAAGAGCGUUCUGGGCGAGCGCCUGUUCCGCGCGCUCAUGAAGGGCACUUUCUACGGCCACUUCGUCGCCGGCGAGGACCAGAUCCGCAUCCGGCCCACGCUGGAGCGGCUGCGCUCCUUCGGCGUCAAGCCCAUCCUGGACUACUCGGUGGAGGAGGACAUCAGCCAGGAAGAGGCCGAGCGCCGCGAAGUCGAGGGGAGCGUAUCUGAAGCAGGAGAUGACAAAUCACAAGGGAACCUGGCAGCUAUCUUCAGGCGAGCAGGCAAUAAUGUUCAGCAGGCCCCCAUCUGUGCGAGGCUAUUACAUUCAGACCCUGCUGCUUAUGAAUACGAUUCAGCAAAAAGAACGAUGCCUCAGUAUCACGUAUCGAAGAACUUUGCCGACCGGCGCUACAAAGUUCAGAGUGCUCGCACAUACUUCUACCUCAAUGAAGCCCAGUGUGAACGCAACAUGGAAACAUUCCAGGAUUGUUUGGAGGCUGUCUCAGGUGCAACAUAUGGGACAGGGUUUUGUGCUAUCAAACUUACAGCACUUGGAAGACCACAGCUCUUGUUGCAGUUGUCGGAAGUGAUAAUGCGAACACGACAAUAUUUGACCGACGUUGUCGGUGGUACGGGCAGUGUUAUCUCCCACCAUGUCGGACCCGAAGUUCUCGAGAAGAAGUUCGAGCAGGCAUGUCUGCUGAGUGAAGCGCCAGUCAAAAAGUUCCUCGACAAGAUCACGUAUGACCAGGAGGGGAUGAUCCAUUUGUUUCCUUGGAGUGGCAUCAUAGACGAAAAUCAACAGCUGAGUGAGACCUUCAGAGUGCCAGAUCUCAAAACAGGGCGAAUGGUUCGGCUCAUCACACAGCUUACCUCAAAAGAAGAAGAAAUGUUUAGAAACAUGAUUCGUCGUGUAAACACUCUUGCAAAGAUGGCACAAGAUCUGGAUGUACGUAUAAUGAUUGAUGCUGAGCAGACUUACUUUCAACCUGCAAUUUCUCGUAUCACUGUAGAAUUCAUGCGAAAAUAUAACAAGAAAAAGGCUGUUGUAUUUAACACAUAUCAGUGCUACCUGAAGGACACAUAUAAUGAGUGUACCACAGAUCUGGAACAAGCAAAGAGGCAGAAUUUCUACUUUGGAGCAAAGCUUGUACGUGGAGCUUACCUGGAACAGGAACGCGCUAGAGCUGCAGCCCUCGGGUAUCCCGAUCCAACAAAUCCUUCAUUUGAGGCGACGACUGAGAUGUACCACCGUACACUGACUGAGUGCCUUCGUAGGAUAAAGGAUCUAAAGGACGCAGGAGAGGAGAAGAAGAUUGGUAUAAUGGUUGCCAGUCACAAUGAAGAUACUGUUCGUUUUGCUAUUGAAAAAAUGAAGGAGAUUGGCCUCUCACCAGAAGACAAAGUAAUUUGCUUUGGACAACUACUGGGAAUGUGUGACUACAUUACAUUCCCUCUAGGCCAGUCAGGGUAUUCAGCGUACAAGUACAUCCCGUACGGUCCAAUUGAGGAGGUGCUGCCGUACUUGUCGAGAAGAGCUCAAGAAAAUAAGGGUGUUCUAAAAAAAAUUAAGAAGGAAAAGAAGCUGCUAUUGCAGGAGCUUGGUCGUCGUAUUGUGAGAGGAAAGAUCUUCUACAAGCCUCAGGGACAUUAUCUUCCUGUCUGAACUGCCUUAAUUUGCAUCGAGAUUUCCGUCGCAGUAGAGUUUUGGCUGAAGCAUCUUCAUCUUAGAGAGAGAUUCUUCCGAGCUGCUCCUUUCUUAUUUUCUCUGGUUUCUGCCCUGCAGAAUUCCUCAGCAGAUGAUGUGUACCAGAUAUAAACUUUAUUUCAGCUGGAACUUAAUGGUGCAGUUAAGACUUUGAAAUACUGUGGGUAGUAGACAACCAUAUUCUCUUCCUCUCAGCAGUGCUGAGAUUGGUUUUCAGAAAGUUGGUGUGACAGCCCACUGCACUGGCUAAUUUACUGGAUUUUUUUAGACAAAAUGUGAAGACUGUUUUGAAAGUGUGACUUCUUCAUGCAGACACUGGAGAAAGAAAAUGUUUUUAAAGUGCUUUUUCAGACUGGAUGUGCUCAUUUGUUUUUGCAAGUGUGUGUGUGUGUUGUGUGUGUGUGUGUGUGUGUGUGUGUGUGUGUGUGUGUGUGUAAUUAGCCUUUUGCUUGAACAUUGUUAUUAUGAUGUAAAUAUAUACUUAUUUAGUUGUCCACACUGUAAGUAAAUGUAAAUAUAAAUUAAUGUGAACCAUUUUAUCUGUAGUUUAUAUAUGUUUGUGUGUGUGUUUAUUUUUCUUUUAUCAUGUAACUGUAGGCAUUAAAAAACUACACAGAAUGCUUGUCUAUAUUUCACACAUUAUUUAAAGAUUCUUCCUUACCGAACUCGAAAUUUGUGAUCAUGAGGGUGAGUGUAGUGUUUUGUUUGUGGUUAAUUUAUUGUUCAGCUUUAAACUUUGUCAUGUUAUGAAAUUUCUGUGUGUUUGGAGUACGGUAUUUGCUGGUGUUAAGACCUUAGUAUCCAGCAGCUCUGUGUGUGCCUGGAAAUCCUUUGUUUCUGACCUGGUUUAAAUGUGAGAGGUUAGUAGAAUUGCAACUUCCAUAUUAGUAAUCUGAGUAUCAGUACUGUUGUGAAGAGGUUUUUUAUGAAAUUCAGCUUUUGAAGCAGUAUUUCAUUAAUGAAUCAAAACUGUAAAUGAGACCUGUGGGCUAAAGGAGCUUACAUAAGAUUGUACAACAAUGCAACCGAAAAUGCCUGCUGGCAUUAGACAAUAAGCACAUAAAUUUUAUAGCUGUAAACAUUGUUCUGCUCUGGACAAAGUUGUACUAAAGCAAAAAUGAUUUUAUCACUUCAGAGGAUCACACAAAUAAUUUUGCAAUUUGCUGUUACUUGGAAAUGGAAGGCAGAUGAACAAGUGCUUUCUUAUCCGUGAAAUUGUGUAAAAGUUCUUUGUUCGUGAUUGUCAGGAAAUAGUUUUAGAUUUCCCUUUAGAAAUUAUUUUAGUCUUUAACUACUAGUUGUAUGUUGUUAAAGUAUUAAAUAUAUUUCUUGGGAAGUAAAAAGUUCCUCGGCAAGCAGAUUUGGCAGUGAUGGCAGUCUGCAUAUCAGUUACUUAAUUUCACGUAUCGAGUGUGCUUCUGUGUACGAGUGAAACUGAAUAAAGUAUGUCCUUGUGGGAAGAUUGUAUUACUUGGGAAUCAGUAUUUGCUAAGUGUUAAGUAACAGGGACUUAAGAAAUAUUUUUGUUAUUACUACAGUUUAACUGCAAAU
Molecule: messenger RNA, 3738 nt
Organism: Schistocerca serialis cubense
Lineage: Eukaryota; Metazoa; Arthropoda; Insecta; Orthoptera; Acrididae
Product: proline dehydrogenase 1, mitochondrial-like
Exons: 13
Coding region: 151-2145 (664 amino acids)
Cellular component (GO): mitochondrion
Molecular function (GO): FAD binding; proline dehydrogenase activity
Source: RefSeq, a predicted model, not a curated record